Molecule: messenger RNA, 2509 nt
Organism: Diprion similis
Lineage: Eukaryota; Metazoa; Arthropoda; Insecta; Hymenoptera; Diprionidae
Exons: 3
Coding region: 28-2499 (823 amino acids)
Cellular component (GO): nucleus
Molecular function (GO): mRNA binding
Source: RefSeq, a predicted model, not a curated record
AAAAAUAAUACCGACAAGCCUAAAAGAAUGCGUAAUUACGCGAGAGAGGAUCGCGCGGAUGCUGCGGACUCCUCGGCUGGACCACCGAUCGAAAAAUCCAUCGCCGACGAGGAAGCGGAAUCAACGCGACUGCGGAAUCAACGCGAGGCGCAGAUGAGUCUUGAGGAUCAAGUCGAGACAAGCAAGCUUGUUCUCCAGCUUGUGACUGACUCGCGGUUCAAUAUGACGCAGAUAAACGGACAGCGGAAGCUCGGCGGCCCGCCUCCAGGAUGGAAGGGCCCGCCGCCUGGACCAGGAUGCGAAGUCUUCGUCGGUAAGAUACCGAGGACCCUCUACGAGCACGAGAUUUAUCCGAUAUUUCGUCGGAUGGGGGAGGUCUACGAGAUACGGCUGAUGAUGGACUUCUCAGGGACGAACAGGGGCUACUGCUUCGUGAUGUUCGGGAAGCCCGAGUUCGCCCAGAAGGCCAUCCGGGAACUGGACAAUUUCGAGAUUCGUCCUGGACGCAGGAUCGGCGUCGUUGCCAGCAUCAAUAAUUGCCGGCUUUACGUUGGUCAGCUGCCACCCGACGUGUCUUCGGACUACGUGAUUAAGAAAAUUUACGACAUCACUGACGAUGUCGGCCAGGUCUCAGUCUACAGAAACGCCGAGGAUCAGGCGAGGUACGCACUUAUUUCGUACAAAACGCACCGCGGUGCAGCCAUGGCACGAAGAAGACUCGUACCUGAGAGGGCGUCGCUCUUUAGCGGUGCCGAGGUCAGCAUAGACUGGGCACAUCCUGGAAUGUACCCUUCGAACGUGAUCGAGGAAACCGGAACCGUCGACGAUGAUGGGAACUUCGAAACAUCGAGGAUAUUCAUUGGCAAUGAAACGAAACGCUAUCAGAACCGGCGACGAGCUCGAGACGAAUUCCUGGACCACAGCAUCCGCGCUUAUCUGCAGUCGGAUCGUGCGCCGCGCGGUAGGCAAUCAGCGUCUCAUCAAAGGCAGGCGGAUUGCGCGAUCGGCGCCAUCAGGAGUUACCUCAAUUCUGCAGCUGGCGAGGCGAAUAAAAUAAUUUGCGGCAGCCUUGAAUCGAUUCCGCAGCAAAGAUUUCGACAAGCUUAUGUUGAAAUGGCGGAAAUUGCUGCGAAGGCACCCAGAUCGAAUUCCUCUUUCGAGCUCAACGGCGGCUCUUCUUCUUCCGAAUCUUCCGCUUGCUCUAGCCAAGGCGCUGACGGAGCGAAUUCCGAACUUGGAACGGUCAGCACAGCGUUGAACAAUUUUUUAAACUUUGACCGGCUGUCAAUCGGAGAAGACGAAAAUCGUAACGUCGCUGCGGGGGACGUAAAUCUCUUUGCCAAUAUGCAGGAAGGUUACGAGUCUUUGAACUUGUUCGAGAAUUACACUUUUGCUGGACAUUCUCACAACAAUGUUGAUGACGGGGUUAAUCGCAGUUUGGAUAAUAACUUCGCUGAUAAUUGUUUUGAUGAAUUUAAUCCGCAGCAGGGUCAAAUCCAUGGUGGUAUUCACUUUGAGCUCGAUAAUAAUUUCGGUGCGAAAAAUCGGAAAAUGGGACACGAAGGCGAACAGAAAUCGCGGCUGCAUCGGGGCAAAAAGAAUUUUGCAUUUCAGCAGAGCGAGGCCAUCGACUAUACAGGCUCUAAUCUGCUCGAUGGUAACGUUCAAAGACCAAUUGAUUUCGGUGGGGAAAAUUUUUCACGGACGAUUGGUACACCCCUCAGUGAUAAUCGCGGUGAUGGCUUUUCUAAUCUGCUGCAGAAGCAGUUCAGCGAAAAAAAUUCAGGAUUAACAAAGCCCGCAGGUAAAGCUGCGACAAUUUCGCGAUUGAAUUUAAAUUCGAAUGUCUGUAGGCAGAGCGAUUGGCAGACUACCGCUGUGAACAAUUUUAAUUUUGCGAACUUUGCGCCGCCUCCAAACCGCGAAAAUGGGCGUUCGAUUCUCUCGCAGAAUCGCAAUAUUGGCAUCAACUCGCUGGUGUUAAAUAAAAAUAACAAGAACUCGGCCGCAGGGCGAUGCAAUAAUAAUCAGCGCGCAGAGAAUUUUCAUCAGCGUGGAAAAAUCGCGGCUGUUUCUCAAAAACAUGGAUAUCAAAUCAACGGGAAUUCCAUGAACUUGAAUAACAAUCCGCACGCCAGGAGAGCUUGGAUUUCCGCACAGCUUGCGUAUAAUAACGCCUGCGACUUCAAUCCGGACUAUUUCAAUACGAAUUCGUGCGGACUCGCUUCCACCGGCAAUUCACUCGCGGUUUACUUGGGCCCGCAAUUUUUGCCCAAUCAAUCGCAGCCCCUCUUCAUACCGACCAACGACCGCCAGAAUAACUUGCGAAAUUUUUUUCACGAGGGAGAAAAAACCCUCGCAAAUAUCGCCCAAGCCGCCAGCUGCCGCAUCGCGCCCGCUCAAUUCCAGAACAAAAAAGUCUCAAAUUUUGAAACCCCGCCUAAGGGAGGCAGGCCGAUUUUGAGCAGAGCUUACGCGAGUCUGCCUCAGAUGCAAUGAUUAUUGUUUU